Nematostella vectensis (starlet sea anemone) is the source of this 1419-nucleotide messenger RNA. RefSeq names its product hatching enzyme 1.2. Lineage: Eukaryota; Metazoa; Cnidaria; Anthozoa; Actiniaria; Edwardsiidae. Gene Ontology annotation, molecular function: metalloendopeptidase activity; zinc ion binding. The transcript has 9 exons. The record is from RefSeq and is a predicted model, not a curated record. Gene Ontology annotation, biological process: proteolysis. The coding region runs from base 68 to 1219 and encodes 383 amino acids.
ACAAAUUUUCAGUUGGUCUUAGUUUCCGCGGGAGAGUCGAGAAGCGUAACUGUCAAUCAUUAAAACCAUGGCAAGAGGAGCUGGAACUUUGGCAUUUCUGUUGUUGGCUCAGCUAGUAUUUGCAGCGCAUAGUGAUAUCUUUGAUGAUCUUACGCUGGAAGAAACCGAUUUGGACUUGCCACACUCAGAUCUGCCUCCAGAAGGCUUUGCUGGAGACGCUAGAGAGAUCAAGAAUGAUAACGUCGACCAAGGGGAAUAUCCAUCUGAGGAAAACAUUAACAGAAAAGAUGUUUUUGAGGGUGAUAUCUACCUUGAUCGCAGCACUAAGGCUAUUCUUGGAAUGGGAAGAGAUGCCAUGAGCAGCCCCGCGAGACACUGGCUCAACGCGCGGGUACCCUAUGUCUUCGGCUCAGUCAGUUCCGAAGUGAGAAGUGUAUUUCUGGCCGCCAUUAAAGAAUACGAAGCCAAGACCUGUGUCCGCUUUGUUCCUCGUAGAGGCGAGCGAGACUAUAUCUACAUCGUCAGCGAAGGCGGUUGUUUCUCAUCUAUCGGUCGUAGUGGCGGACUGCAGAAGCUCUCCCUCGGGACAGGAUGCGAGCACCGCGGUACAGCUAUACACGAAAUGAUGCACGCCAUUGGCUUCUUUCACGAGCAGUCACGCCUAGACCGUGACAGUUACAUCACAAUCUACUGGGACAACAUAAAGCCAGGGAUGGAGUACAACUUCCGUAAGUACAAACGAGGCGAGGCUGAUACGCUUGGGUAUGCUUACGACCUCAAGUCAAUUAUGCACUAUCCCAAAUACGCGUUCACCAAGAACCGCCAGCCCACCAUCAUCGCACGUAAUGGCGCCAAUAUUGGUCAGAGAGACUCCUUCAGUGCCAUCGACAUUCAGCAGAUCAAUGCGCUGUACAAGUGUACACAGAUACCUACACAGAGACCUACACAGAGACCCCCGGCGACGAAAGCCCCGACAAUCGUCUGUGUCGAUAAGAACAGGAACUGUGGUAUGUGGAGACAUCUUUGUACAAGCCAUAGUUAUAGAGAUGUCAUGAAGGCUUACUGCAAGAAGACGUGCGGUCUUUGCGGACCGGUCCCAUCAUGCAAAGACAGUCGCUCCUUAUGUGCCCAAUGGGCUCGGGCGGGCUACUGCCGGUAUGGACAACGAUAUUACCCUUACAUGAAGCGCUACUGUCCCAAGAGCUGUAGAAUGUGCUGAAAGAUAAAGCCUAACAAGACCGAAAAAGAGAGAUAACUCCAGUCAAGACCAAUGUACAAUAAACUUUUGAUCGGGUCAUCUACAGCACUCAAAACGUGGACAAGCUAUACUACAUCAUGAUAGUACAUCCAGAAAAUAAUUUUCUAUAUCACAUUUUUUGCGCUUUGUAAACCCAAAUAAAAAACGCCAGAUUCCAUCCA